AUGCAGAGAUUAAAGAAGAGAUCUUAUGGGAAGUUCAUCAUAGCAAUUUCAGAGUCGUCUAGACAGUGCGAAGAUGAGUCAGAAUCUACAUCAUUGGGAUUGGUAGAUCGGCAUGAAGAUAGAUAUCGCCAAUCAAGUUGCCAGCAAACGAGGGAAGCGAAGCAGCAGCCAGCAGCGUUGCUCGUCGCCGUUGCGCGCCGCUGGACCGCUCGCCGCCGCCGCGUGUCUACCCCGCGUCGCUCGCCGGCCAGCUCGCCUCUCCGCUCCGCCUCGGCCCGCGUCUCAGCAGAUCUGAGAGCGCCAGCAGCAGCGAAGAUCGACCAGCAAGUCGUCGGAGCUAGGACCGCCACCGCCACUCGCCGUCUCGCGCUCCGCCGCUGCCCGCGCUCGCCCGCGCUUGGCCGACGCCCAGCUGCGUCUCAGUCUCGGUUCGUGGGUUCCGGGAGCUGCCGGAGCUCGUCCCCGCCGCCGUGCGCCCCCGCCUCAGCUCGCCGGAAGUCCCUCGGCCCAUCUCGGCCCUUGUGCGCCUCAACCGGCGCCGGAUCCGCCUCCUCCAGCCCCAAAUCAGUAGCUGCGAAAAUGGAUGAAUACGCAACUUCUCUAGGGUUACAUACUAUUGUCUCGCUCUUCAUUCUGCUCACGAGGUGUAAAGCCAAUGUCCAUUUUCCCAUGCUUUCAGGAGUUGGCAAGGAAGCUGCCCGACCAGAAUGGAGCGCUAGGAUCAAGGUAGCACUUCGUGUUGCUUGUGGUUUAGCCUAUUUGCAUGGGGAUUCGAGCACCUGUGUGAUGCAUGGGGACUUCAAGGCCAGCAACACGUUAUUGGAACAUGAUUUUACGCCCAAAGUGUCAUAUUUCGGUUUGGCUCGCACCAAUAUACAUAAGAAAAACAGGCGCAUCUCUAUGGGAACCUUCGGGUUAGGAAACUCCUCUCUUGUUGAAAUAGUUCCUUUGAUUUCUGAUCUCGUAUUCUUUGAUUAA
Molecule: messenger RNA, 978 nt
Organism: Eucalyptus grandis
Lineage: Eukaryota; Viridiplantae; Streptophyta; Magnoliopsida; Myrtales; Myrtaceae
Exons: 3
Coding region: 1-978 (325 amino acids)
Biological process (GO): protein phosphorylation
Molecular function (GO): protein kinase activity
Source: RefSeq, a predicted model, not a curated record